GUUGGGUCGUGAGAGGGAAAGGAGGUAGUCGGAAUAGAGGGUAGGGAUAGUGUGGAGGAUAUUAUCACGUAGGGACUCAUCGUCCUCUACUGGGGGAAAGGUUCCGGAGAUGAUAAAGUACAACUCCAUAUGGUUAUACUGUCUCCAGGCGACACUGAAGACAAGGAUGUUGAGGGGAAAUGAUGGGGAGCGGUGAGGGAAGAUCGUGCAUAAGAGUCACACAACAAAGUGGUGACAGAAAAGCUGGUUGGCGAAAAUGUGGAUGGUUAGAGGGAACUCAAUGUGGGGAAGAGGAGAGAAGGAGAGGUAAUCAAGAGGGCGGCGGUAAAUCGGACGAGGGCGGAGUGCUUGUGCGGGGAAGAGCACGGGGACGAAGUGCGGAGGGGGCGGUGGAAGUGGGACAUGGUGAGCGAGAGUGGCAGCGGCGGCGGGAAGAUUCUGCGCCAUCGUGUCGACUGGCGGUGUCGGGAGAGACUUCGGGAUUGAGAGCAGAUUCUCCUCGCUCAGCGGGUGGUACUUGUGCCGACGGGGCAUCCGCCUCUUCCUUUGACGUCGACCCGGCUUCCGAUUCUUUUUCAACUGACAGACCUGCAAUGGUUAUACGACCAGGAUCGUCGUCAGAUGGUACUUCGCCUGACGGGUUCGGCUUGGCUGGGGUCGUUGGGAUAGAAGGAGAUGAUACUUGCUGGCAGGUCGUCGACGAGCUGGGACAUAAAGAUGAAGAAGGGGAGGCAGGAUCUUCGUCUGCGCUAGAGAAAGAUGGCGAAGGCGAGAUAGGGUCCUCUGAAGGUGGGAGGGAACGAAGGUAUGAGGAAUUUUGUAAAACUGUCGCAGAGUCUACCUUUCCGGCACUUCGUCAGGAGGUCCGUGUUUCGAGGAGAGCACAGUCACUUACUGCAGGGCCGUUUGCGUCCCAACCUGCGAAAGGUCGAGUGAGGGUCUCCAAAGGGACUGCUCCCUCAGGGUCAAGGCAGCGGGAAGGUUCACCUUUUCAUUCGCCCCAAGCGUGUGUUGGAUCCACUGCCGCAGCAGAUGCGCGCUCGAGUGCGAAAACGAAGAAGAAAAUGCUCGCGCGGAAAACGGUUGCCAAAGAUAAGAAGAAAGUGGAGGAGCCAAAGUCUGAAAAGAGGAAAACGGCGGAGAAGAAGUCCGUGAAAGGGAAGGAUCAAACAGAAGAAAAGUUGCCAGUGGCGAAGGAGCUUACUCCUAACGACGAGGCUGAGAAACUCUCUCGAAUGUGGGAGGAGUUAAAAGAGCUUAAUGACAAGAAGCUUGACGCCAACUCGUUCACCCUUCCAGCGUCUUGCCUCCUUCGACCUCCUGCUGAUGACAGUGGCAAGAGACCACUGGAGGUUCGCGAGCCCGAGGAGAGGCAGGUCCGGCGGAUCGUGGACUCCAUGAAGAGGAACCCUUUUGCAGACACUUUGGCUCACAUCGGCUUGAUUGAUCCUUCGCAUGCUCGUACGAAGGAAGAUGUGGAUCUCGGCAAGCUGCUCUCUGGGGGCUACAAAGUUUUCGUGCUCGGUGGUGGACACACAAAGGAGGUCAGAGAACGCCUUAGGAACCUUUACCCGACCGUCUCUGCUUUCCAAAAGGCGAAUUGUUUCAUUUACGUCGGCCUCACCGUCCAGGAAGCUCGUAAGAUCGCGCACGAGCACAACCACAUUGCAGGCUUCCACCAGGACUUCAGUUUCAUCCAGAAACUGAAUUGUGGGCGAUCGAUUGGCUGCCAAAAGAAUGCCGCUACGAAGACUGCAUGCUUGCAGGAAAUUGGAUUUUCAAACCCAGACAAAGAUCUUUUGCAGAGGUCGGAUCCACAUUUCCAGGUCUGCAUGCGGUCCAAGGAAGUGUGGGCCCCUCAACUGAAGAUAUUCGAUAUGUGGUUGAAAGGGGAUUGUCUGGACCAGAAAAUGAAGGUCCCUACUGGGAAAAAGGCAAAAAUUUAUAGUGAUGAUAGCGAGGCGGGUGGCUCAGAAGGAACUCGGCCGGUAGCGAAGAAAAAAUUGAAGAAAUUCAAUUCUGCUGAAGCCCAACGUCAGGUUGACAAGUGCCCGCGCUGCAUCAAGGGAAUCCGCGCUCGCAUUCUGAACGAUAUUGGCCCUACGAUUGAAAGAGAAAGCAGGCGCGAUGAGACCGCAGAGGAGGAUAAGACUUACAAUUGUGCAGUCGUUGCAGAGCACACAACUGCAGCAACAACGCCGACCUCUGCUGCAGCAGUAGCAAACGCAGCCGAACCAGCAGCAGCAGGACCACCCGCAGCAGAAGCACCACCAGCAGGAGCACCAGCACCACCACCACCACCACCAGCAGCAGCAACAGCAGCAGCAGCAGCAGAACCAGCAGCAGCAGCAGCAGCAGCACCAGCACCAGCAGCAACAGCACCACCAGCAGCAGCAGCGGCAGCAGCAGCAGCAGUAACAGAACCACCCGCAGCAGCAGCAGCAACAGAACCACCCGCAGCGGCAGCAGCAGUAGCAGCAGCAGCGAGCGCACAAGGGGCAGCGAGCGAGCCAGCAACAGCUGGACCAGGCACAGAAGCGCUCGCACAGCGAGAGGCAGCGGGACCUGCACACAGCCAAAACUCCUCACGUGGGACAACUACGAGGUCAAGGAAACCCAAGAUCGCCGGUGACGAGGUUUUCAUUGGAGAGCUCGGUGAAUACUUGGAUCCACGUCUUAAGACCAGGCUUCUUCCGUUCAGGUACCUAGUCGCUGAGCCGACGUCGACACCAAGCCCGUCGAAAACGAAGCCAGGCAAGCGAAGAACGCCUCCUCCAGUUGUAGUCUCCCCGCAGAGGUGUGUCGAGUCCUCGGCAGCUCUGGAGAAAGUUUCUGGUACGAAGCCAAAAGCUCCGAAAAAGAAAGUACUUGCGGAGAAAGUCGCGGCGUCUUCGAAAGGGAAAGGCAAAGCUCCACAAGACGAGCUGGGUACAAAGCCGAAAGCUCCGAAAAAGAAAGUACCUGCGCCGAAAGUCGCGGCGUCUUCGAAAGGGAAAGGCAAAGCUCCGCAAGACGAGCUUCAAGUUCCUUGAGGUCUUGUUCCCGGCGAACUCACCGACGAGCUGACACGGGCCUGGAACAAGCAGGAGAGUCUAAAGGAGAAGAAAAUUUCCCAAGAGC
This is a messenger RNA of Chara braunii, 3120 nucleotides long. NCBI's taxonomy places the organism in Eukaryota, Viridiplantae, Streptophyta, Charophyceae, Charales, Characeae. The record is from the annotation of a GenBank genome assembly.